Trifolium pratense (red clover) is the source of this 2552-nucleotide messenger RNA. RefSeq names its product organelle RRM domain-containing protein 1, chloroplastic. The record is from RefSeq and is a predicted model, not a curated record. Gene Ontology annotation, biological process: mitochondrial mRNA modification; cytidine to uridine editing. Gene Ontology annotation, cellular component: mitochondrion. Lineage: Eukaryota; Viridiplantae; Streptophyta; Magnoliopsida; Fabales; Fabaceae. Bases 149 to 997 code for a protein of 282 amino acids. Gene Ontology annotation, molecular function: RNA binding. The transcript has 8 exons.
UAGGGGAGAAAUGUUGCGGUGGGUUGAGAAAUUUUCGUGAAAUCAGAUAACGGUUCGCUUCUUCCCAUGAAUCACAGAAACUGAACUCAUUUUCACUUCUUCCCAUGAAACAGAACAAACCAUAGGAGAUUCUCAGUUACACACAAACAUGGAAGUUCUGUCUCUUUCAGUUACAUUCACCAAAUUUCAAACCUUUCCCUCUCUCAAACCAAACAAAACCCCAAUUCACCAACUUCCAAUAAACACAACACUACCCACAAAAAAAAAUCACUCUUUUUCUUGUUCCAUUUCAUCUUUUACUAGAAGAAUUUCAGCAACAAGUAACCAAUCAUCAUCAACUUCACAAACCGAUAUGUUGUUGUUCCCUCCUGGAAAUUCAAAGCAUUGGGUUGUUAGAAUGGAUAAACCUGUUGUUGGUGUUGUUACCAAAGCUCAAAUUGUUGAUCAUUAUGCUCAAAUUUUGACCAAAGUUAUGGGAAAUGAGAAGGAUGCACAAAUGUGUAUAUAUCAUGUUUCUUGGAAAACCAACUUUGGUUUUUGUUGUGAACUUGAUGAGGAUUGUGCAAAUGACCUUGCUGGUGUUCCUGGUGUCUUGUCAGUUCAGCCAGAUGACAAUUUUGAGUCAGAAAAUAAAGAUUAUGAAGGUAGAAACCUAGAAAAUAGUUUGAAUAAGACAAAAUCUUCUGAAGCAAGUAAGGAAGUUUCGGUGGAAACAAAGAAACUUUUUGUGACAGGGCUAUCAUUUUAUACAUCUGAGAAAACCUUACGUGCCGCAUUUGAAGGCUUUGGUGAGCUUGUUGAAGUUAAAGUUAUCAUAGAUAAAAUUUCAAAAAGGUCCAAGGGCUAUGCAUUUAUUGAAUACACCACCGAGGAGGCUGCAAGUGCAGCACUCAAAGAGAUGAAUGGCAAGAUUAUUAAUGGCUGGAUGAUAGUGGUAGAUGUUGCCAAGCCUACUCCUCCAAGAUACAAUACGGGUCGAGCCAGACCAUCUGCUUGAUAAGAAAACGAAGCUUGUAAGGAAAUUUUCACAUCUUCCAGUUUUGGGAGCUAAAUGCAAUGCAUGCAUGCUUCAUUCAACAAGGCUCAUAUGGGGAUGUUAUGAGGGGCAUGUGUAACAUCCCUGACCAAGUUACUUCUCUAUUAUUUCAUGAUAUAUAUCCUUCCCCUCUGCCUCGAUUUGAUUCAACUUAUCUUCAACAUGCAAGCAGGUAUGUAACACUGCCAUAAUAUUCACCGCAAUGUUUUUGGUAGUUACUACUAGUCUACUACACAUGCUCCUGGUUGUGUGAAAUUAAGCAUGCUGCAAUGGACUGAAUAGCGAUAAUGUAGCAUCCACUGGCAUCUGGUAUCGUGUUAAGGUAUUAAAAAGAUGAGAGAAGUUCGAUUUUUGGAUUCUUACUGUUAAUUAAGCUUUUGGACAUUGAAGAGUUUAGUUGAAUUUUUAUCACAAUGUUGGUUGAAAUAGGUGUUUGAAGAAAAUAAAACUUGGCUAACAUUCAACCAUUUGGUCUAAAUUUCCAUAUUCUCUUUGCUUAAUUAAUAUGUAUGCUUACAUGAGAAUUGUGAUAUUUGAUGCUUAAUUCUCUUUGAUUAAUUAUUACUUAUGAUUUGAUUUCUUAUAUGAAGGAAAGGCACCUUGCUUUUACUUUGAAAAGGCGCAGAUCUGUUAGUGCUAGUAACAAGAAUUCCAUGAACAAACUCUGUUACUGUGUAAACAAAGCACAAUCACUUCCUCUUAAGUCUUAAUAGAUAUAACCAUAACAAUACCUUGGUACAUCUAUCUCUGUCCUUUUUAUAAGCACCUUUUUGUGAGUGCAGAUGAGACAGAUAGUAGUAAUAGGGAGCAUUACCUAGCAUCUCCAAUGGGAGAUGUUUUGCCUAAUAGCAUGUAGUGCUUAUUAGCUGCAUUGGAGAAUAAAAUAAGAGAAAUUAUAACUUUGGUCACUAGCUAUAAAAUGAGUCGCAUGAGCUAAUUCAUGAGCUACUCGAUUGACUCAUUUGAUUUGUCUCCUAACAUAACUUAUAUGACAAUUCUCAAUCUCAUUUAACAAACUAGGACAUAAAGUAAUAGGAAAAAUGCUAAACAGUGCCCUUGGGAAGGGCACUAUUUAAGCAUUAAAUAGUAAGUUUUUGUCAAAAUGUUAUGUAAAUUUGUGAAGUCAACACAUUGAAAAUUCAAAUGUUUUACUUUUUGAAUAAAUUAUUUUUUUAAAUGCAAUGCUUAAAGAGUGUUCGGGGGCACUCUUAGCAAGACCCAAGUAAUAAUACUCAAACUAUGACAGUUCUCAAUCUCGAUUGGCUUGUCUCCUGACAUAACUACUUGAUUUGCAUUUUAAAUUAUUAAAACUAUAUACAAUAAUAAUGAAAAAAGUGUCUUGACAAACAAAGUGAUGAGACAACGUGUAUUGGCAAACUUUGUUCCAUUAUUACAGCUUGUGUAUUGUUACUAGACCCUUACCCGUGCGAUGCACGGGUGUGAUGCAAUUAUUUUUAUUUUACAAUUGCAUAAAACUGAAACAUUACAUAUUAUCAAAAUAAUAAUAAUAAUAAAA